Molecule: messenger RNA, 4542 nt
Organism: Drosophila grimshawi
Lineage: Eukaryota; Metazoa; Arthropoda; Insecta; Diptera; Drosophilidae
Product: exocyst complex component 4
Exons: 19
Coding region: 270-4379 (1369 amino acids)
Biological process (GO): signal transduction; chemical synaptic transmission; exocytosis
Cellular component (GO): cytoplasm; exocyst; growth cone membrane
Source: RefSeq, a predicted model, not a curated record
CACAACGUCUUGGCGUUUAUCGCAUGCGAUCGGCAACGGGCUUUUUAAAUAGCAUUCUUUUAAUGCCAGUUAUUGAUAACUAUCGCCUAAUAUUUUAUGCAGAGAUAGGCAGCUGAGUUGCCAACAACCAUAUGUAGUUGUGUUCUUGGUUUGUGUGUGUCUUGCUAAACGCUCCUCUCCCGCCUGGCGUCCGUACAGUUGAAUUGAGAAAAAAAUAAAACAAAGAAAAUCAAACGAAUCCCAAGUGUGUUCAUACCCUAGAUUAAAUCAUGUCUGCCCUUGCCGCCGAUAAACGCGCCUCCUUUGCGCGACGCGCCGAAAGCUUAGUGGAGCGGGUGAGAGUUAUGAAUACCAUUUAUGAGAAAUACAAUAUUAAUACGGAAAAAUGCGGAGAUCUGACAGUUAUAGUGCAGGGUGAUUUGUCGCAGCAGGAGAAACGGGCUGUAUUUAUUACCGUGCAUGAUUUAGGCUGCAAUCACAAUUCAUUUCAGGAAUUUGUGAGCAGCCCAUGCAUGACGGAAAUUAAGGAGCGCUCAUGCUUUAUACACGUCGACGUACCCGGUCAUGCUGACAAUGCGGAUGCACUGCCUGACAGCUUUCCAUUUCCAUCGCUGCAGGCACUGGGCGAGGAUCUGGUUACGGUCCUGGAUUAUCUACACGUUAAAUAUGUAAUUGGUUUGGGCGAAGGUGCCGGCGCCAAUGUGCUGGCUCGCUUUGGCCUCGCCCAUCCGAGUCGUGCGCUCGGUUUAAUCCUGAUCAAUGCCACUGGCAGUGCUGCAAGCGUUUUGCAGUCCUUUAAGAGCAAGUUUAUUAGCUGGAAAAGCGAUGAGGUGGCCCAAUCGGCUGAGAGCUUUCUGAUGUAUCACAAGUUUGGACAUGUCAUGGAGCAAAUUGUUGGCGAGAAUCCAGAUAAGGACAAGAUUGUGGCAGAAUAUCAAAAGCGUUUGCACCGCUCGCUCAAUAGCAAGAAUGUGGGCCUCUAUGUUAAGGCGUUUAUGAAUCGCAAGGAUUUGACGCUUAAGGGCUGCAAAGUUGAUGCCAUAUUGAUUACGGGCAUGCUCAGCCCGUAUUCCUCAAUGGUGGAGAAAUUGCAUCGCGAUGUUGAAAAGGAACGUGUGACUAUGUUGAAGAUUGAACGUGCUGGCGACGUAUUGGCGGAUGCACCGUCAAAGGUUGCUCAGUCCAUACUGUUAUUUUGCAAGGGCCAAGGCUUGCUCACAUCGAUCGUAAUGCCCGGGGUUGAGCGCGGACGAUCCUACUCUACUGCCAGCUCAGGUUCCUUUGAGCGUCGUCUAUCACGUGGCGUUUCCAUGGAGGACUACGACAAGCCCAAUUUACGUCGGCUUAGCAUUAUGAAUAUAAGAAGGACGUUUCCGGAUAACUUUAAAUUCAAAGGCAUCUGCAUGGACGCGCCGCCGCCAACAAAGCCACCGAGGGGCGUUAAAUAUGGAAAGGAUGAGUCCGCAGGUUGUGGUUUUCUCGUCAACGUCAUCAAGUCGCUGGGUUUCAGCGAGACGACCGAGGAACGCCAAAAGGAGAAGCAGAAAAUUGAGCAGGAAUUCAAACGCUCGGAUCUGCGUCUAAAUGAGCUGGUCUCACGCCAUGACCAGCAGCUGACCCAAGUACUGCCACUGUUUAGUCAGGUGUCCACGGAGGUGACGGCCAGUCGGGAGCGCAUCCAUGCGGUCAAGGAGAAUCUGGGCGCCUGCAAGCGGUUGCUGCAGUGCCGUCGCGAUGAGUUAAAGAAGAUGUGGACGGACGCAGUGCAGCAUAAGUAUGUGCUGGAAAUGCUGGAGCAAAUCCAGGAACUGCGCAAAGUGCCACAACGCGUGUUCAGCUAUACGGCGAAGCGUCAGUAUUUGCAUGCCAGCAAAGCGCUGACCGAUGCCCUGGCCACGCUCAACGGACCAUUGGCCGGCGUUGAGGGUUUGGCCGAUUUGCGCACCGAUUUGCAGGCGCGUCGUCAGCAGCUCUAUCAGCGCCUGCACGAGGAGCUCGUGACGCAGGUGUACAAGAACUCGGCGAACGAAGCCUUUCAGCGCAGCAACUCGAGUCGCCUCAAUUCCAGUUUCACGCGCGGCAUUGGCGCACGUCGCUCCACGGAUCGCAUUGAAGCUAACGCUCGGGUGCGCAAGGCACUGAGCGAAAUGGCGCAGGGCUUCGAUCUGGAUAAGGCGGAAAUUAUAGAAGAUGCAGAUCUAAUUGAUACAGAGCUAAGCAUGAGCUACUUUAUUGCCAUCAUUGUGGAGUGCUUUGGCAUGUUGCACAAGGUCCCCGACUCACUGGAAACGGUGCGUGUUCAAAUUCAAACUGAGUUGCUGGAUGUGGUGCGUCAGACAACUCAUCAGCUAGCCACAGGUGGAACGCUGCAAGCGGGCUCUGGUGACAGCAAUCCACUUCUCACGCUGCUGGAGAUUAUAUUCAAGCAGUUUAAGGCCAUCGCAAAAACACAUACUCUGUUGCUGAAGAACUAUCUGGCUGUUGGCCAGAAGUAUACCGUUGUUGGACCCCAGCCCUAUGACCUGACCGACUUCUGGGCACAGGCACAGUCCGUGCUGCAACUGCUGCUCACGGACUAUUUGGACAUUCAAAAUGCGUCUGCGGACGAGAGUGCGCAAACCGGCUUUGUGGAGCCCAUCAACAAUAUUAAUUCAUAUUUCCUAAGAAGAAAAGUUCCAAGCACGAAACGGGCAAUGUUUAAGUUUGACAAAUCCUCGCACAUAGCCAGCACAGUGAGCAGCAACAGCACUCAUGAGCCUUUCAAGGAGCAUCGCCGAAAUGCCUCGGACACCUCCGUCGAUGACAAUUUGGGUGGAAAUCUGCUUGGCAGCGGCAAGGGCUCAAUGACCGGCCAGUUGCCGCAUGAGAAGAAACAGCGCGAAAAAUUACUGAUUUGCACGCCCGAUCAGAAUGUGAUUACCAAGGUGUAUCUGCCAUUGAUGGGUUACAUACAGGAAAUUGAGAACUUUAUGAAGUGCAAGUCAGGACAACCCUGCAGCCUGCACGAUUUUGUGGACAACUAUAUAAAGGAUACAUUCCUGUCCAAGGGUCACAAUCGCAACUUGCAGCUGACCAUUGAGUCGUUGUCGAAAAAUCAGGAUGCCUGGCGCGCAAUUAUAACGCCCGAGGAAAUGAAGUCGUUGAAUUUAAGUCGGCCACUGCUGCAGUCUACUGUCAUGGUAGAGCGUCGCCUGGUAGAAACUAGAAAUUUGAUUGAAGAUUUACCCUGCUACUCGGAGGAGCUGCUGAAGAUGGUGUGUGCGCUGCUCAAAGCCUAUCGCGAGAUAUGCCAGACGGCGUACAGAGGCAUUGUACAGCCGGACUCGGAAGAUAAGCGCAUUUAUAGUGUGGCUUGGCUUAAGGAUGAAGAUAUAAGUCGUUUCUUAAAAACGCUGCCCAAUUGGACGGAUUUGAAGACAUCCAGUCAGCGCGCAAGGCAUACGCGCAACAAGCUGCAACGUGGCCACUUUGAGCCAUCCGAGGAGGAGAGCCCGUUGCAGGUGCAGCAGCGUAAUAUACGCGAAGCCGAAAUGCUAACAAGCAAUUUGGGAGAAGGUGGCAUAACACAGCAGGAGAUUCUGGCCGAUAUAAGCGUACUCAAGGAGCUGGCCAUACUGCAGGAGAGCAUGGAAUGGUUCUCGUGCCGCGUCUCCGAGUUUGCCAACGAGCUGCGGCGUCCGUUGGUUAACGGCUUGAAUGCGGCGGCUGCGGAGUGUGCGGCAAAUGUGGCUAUUAAGGAUGGCACCAUCAAAGUAAUGACUAAUCUGGCCUUGGAGUUCGAUGAGCUGGCCAAUACGUGCCUGCUGGUGCUGCAUCUGGAGGUGCGCGUUCAAUGCUUCCACUAUUUGCGCUCCAAGUCCAGCAUUAGAACAAAUAGUUAUGUCGGCUCCAAGGAUGACAUACUGGAGCCAGAUCGUCAGGUGUCCGUGCUAACGAAGCGUCUGUCGGAAAUGGAUGAGGCAUUGAGUGCCACAUUGCAUCCACGCAAAACGAGGUAUAUCUUUGAAGGUUUGGCUCAUCUGGCCGCACGUAUACUUAUACAGGCGUCAAAUUACUUGGAACACAUUGAUCAGAUCACCGUACAACGCAUGUGCCGCAAUUCCAUUGCGCUCCAGCAAACGCUGAGCAACAUAACAGCAUCCAGAGAGAUUGCCCUCGACCAGGCGAAACAUUUCUAUGAGUUGCUUUGCAUGGAACCCGAUGAAAUACUCAAUUCAUUGCUGGAGCGUGGCCCACAAUUCUCAGAGAUGCAAAUGCUGAAUGCGUUGCAAUUGUCGUGCAAGGCGUGCGGCAUUACGGAUGCCAAUUUAUUGGCGUCCUAUCAGCAAAAGCUUUCGGAUAUAUUGGGCGCCAAACCUUCCAAGGGUGUUGUUGUAUAAUAUUUACAAGCAAGUGAAAUAUCAAUAUUUGAAACGAAAUUCGCCUUUUAUGCGCACUCACACAUGCAUAUAUAUACUUAUAUACAACAAUAAUAGUGUUUUUUUUAAAGAUGUAAGUGCGAAAAGUAUGCUAAGUGUUAAGCCCAAAUUAAUUAUAUUAAAA